CCCAAUUCCUAAAACAACCCUGUCCAUCACGACCUCUCUCUUUGUAGUUUCCGAGUUGAAGUUGAACGUCGGAGCUCACUGUCACCGUCGUUGUUCCUAAAAAGCUGUGAGACGUUGUGGAUCAUGGAUUUAGCCUCAGGCUUGAUCACAGAGGUUGUUAGAGGAUUUUCAAAUAUUUUGGAGAUCUGUGAGCCAUUGAUCCUGGAGAAGUCGAUGCUUUUGAAUGAAAUACCUAAUGAUUGGUUGCAGCAGCGAGUGGAUGCACAUUGCUCGACAAAGAGAAUUCCAUAUGUUGAGCUCAUAUCUUCUGUGGAAACUUUUCAGGAUCAGAUACUCAUUUGUGAUACAGGUAAAAUUGACAUACGACUGAAUGUGGAUAUUCCAGAAUAUGUUGAUCUAAUUGAACCAUUGGGUGAAAGUUGUAUAUGGCGGCAAACUAGAGGGGCAGCAGCUGAAAUAUCCGAGGCAGAUAGCACAAUUACGUCUUCAGAAAAGGUUGGUAUUGCCCAGCAAAGGUAUGAUGAAAUUGAACACCUUGCCUUUUCAACAUCAGAAAUAGAAGCAACCAUAGAAGAGAGGACAAUGAGCUGCGGUGACGAAAUUCCAGAAGGGAAAGUCGAGAUCAGUUGCUCCGUUAACUCAAGUCCUGGAACAAGUGAGGUUUUCAUUUGUGCUGCACUAUAUCUUAGACUGAAAAAGGAUUCAGAUGCCUGUAGUGGCGGUAGACAGAGGAAAGCAGCUAGAAUAGCAGAUUUGCUCAACCCUGGGACAAGGGCAAGCAAAGAUUUAGUUGUUCAGUUCUUGUUGGCAUCAAAUAGAGAUCUUGAAGAAGUUAUCAUAACAAGACCUGUACAUGUGAAACUCAAGUUUGAUUGUCCAAAGCAUCCAAAAGCAGAUAAUUCCAAAGAUAUAAUUAUGACAGACACCUCUGUAAAUGUGAAUGUUGCUCUAAAGUAAAACAUUUAAUAGUCUAGUGUAUGAUUCUUGAUGAUAUUAGAGGCUCAUUAUUUUUGUAUCAAUGAGUGGCUUACUAUCUACUUAAUAGUUGAUUUUUAUGUUGCACUGUUGAUAAUUUCUGUAUGGAGCUGUAAAAUUAAAAGUUCUAAA
Solanum tuberosum (potato) is the source of this 1107-nucleotide messenger RNA. RefSeq lists its product as uncharacterized. Lineage: Eukaryota; Viridiplantae; Streptophyta; Magnoliopsida; Solanales; Solanaceae. Bases 124 to 957 code for a protein of 277 amino acids. The transcript has 6 exons. The record is from RefSeq and is a predicted model, not a curated record.